AUGGAGAGUAGUCAUUCUGAAAGAAGAUUGGAGAAGAGUUCAGGUUUUAGGAUCAAAGCCAGGAAUUGGCCCUCUGGGCCAGCUUCACGAAGGACAGAAAAUGUUCACCAUCUUCGAGAGCCUGAAUCAGGCUCAAAGCUUGGAGACAGGGCCAAACAAUUGUCUUCACAGCCAGCCUCGAAGGUGACCUCGAAGGAAGGAAAAGAUAGUUCAACGUCUGGGUCAGUAAGCUCGUGGAUCACAAAGGAGAAAAUUCAACGUAGGUACACCCAAUACCAGAAGGACCUGAAGGAAAGUAGAGAGAGUUCUUCAUUGAUCCAAACUGGAGAAAAGAAGAAUCGAAAGUCAAACCAUAAUUCAAAGCCAGUUCUACACAAUGAGGUGGAUUGCAGCAGAGAACAGUUGGCCAAGGUCCAUUCUGAACUAAAAGUCAGAGAGAAAGAUACCCUAGCGGGGUUGGAGAAGGCUCUGAUGGAGAGUGGUAAACAGUUGGCCAAGGUUCAUUCUGAACUGAAAACCAGAGAAAAGGCUAGUUUGGUCGGGUUGGAGAAGGCUCUGACGGAGACAGACAGCGAGACUGAAGAAGAGAGUAGCGUAAGCCAGAAGAAAGAGGUUGUGGAGGAAGAGAUGUUCGAAGCCUUCAUGGCUGAGCAAACGUUUCUGACUAAAGAACCAGUUGAGAAAGAUCCUUUGAAUGGAUCAGUUAGCAAUGAAAUACCAGAAUGCAUCAUGCAGGAUGUUUCUGAGGAAGUCGAUCAAAGUGACCAAGAGGGGAAACAGUUCCAAGCUGGAGAUGAGAAUCAAGAGGGGCAGGAAGCUGAUCCAGUUCAGAUCUUUAGUGAAGACUCACAAGCAAGUAUGGUGCAAGAUAAUUUCGAAAUGGUUACCCCGAUGGAAGAUGAAUAUGAGAGCGAGGAAGUGGUGAAGUACAGGACUGGUCACUUAAGAAAUUCCUCAACCAAGAUGGACCAAUGGAAGGUUCGAAAGGACGAAAACGGAGUAGUUUUCGAGUAUAUUGCCACUGUAAAUCCCUACGAGGAUGAGAUCAUUGCUAUACAGAAAAACCACAUCGCGCACAAGCGAGUGUUGGAACUUAGGAAAACAACAAGGCAGGCCAUGGCAAAAGCGGAUGCCAAAUCGGCCGAGUCGAAAGAAUGUCAACAGAAGACGGCCGAGCUAGAAGCCGAGGUGACCCGUCUAACCAGACUAGUUACCUUAGCUAAUACUGAUAAACAAAAGGCCCUAGCCGUGAUGAAAGACAAAUACCUGCGUGAGCUGGCCAAGCUCAAAGGGAAAAAGAAAGCCGAAAUAACGGAGCUUGAGAAGAAGUUGGAGGCUCUCGGUCAUGGGCCUGAGACCGAGGUCUUCAAUCCUCCUCAAUACUUCAUACCAAGCUCACUGGCGGAGUAUACUACUACCACUCAGCAACAGUUUCUUGAAGAUUUAGAUGAAGAAGAAAUCGUGCCCAAUGAUACCCCAGUUGUCAAUGAUCCCGCCUGCCAGUCGGCUCGGUCGGAGCCAACGAUGGAAGACCUGACUGUCGAACUACCAACUGAAAUCGUGCUUCCAACCGAGACCAUACUCCUGACCGAAACCGAGCUUCCAACUGAAACCGGGCUGCGAGUUGAACUUGAUGCGGAUCUUGAUGAUCUGUUUUCCUGA
Molecule: messenger RNA, 1662 nt
Organism: Camellia sinensis
Lineage: Eukaryota; Viridiplantae; Streptophyta; Magnoliopsida; Ericales; Theaceae
Source: RefSeq, a predicted model, not a curated record